AGCUGUCACCUUCUACACAUUACUUCACCGUUGUUCUGUGCAGCUGGCAGCAGUUUUUGGUCCAGGUUCUGUUGUGGACAGAGACCAGCUAGAGAUUGCCGGGACCAGCUCCUUAUGUCUGAAGACUCGAGCAGCGACGAUGAAUGGUGUGUUUUCACAAAAAGACAGAUGGGUAAUGCACACCUGCAGGCAAAAUGUUGGGAAUGUGGCAAAAAAUUCAGAAACAUAGCCAACUUGAUAUCACACUACAAAAGCCACGAUAUCAAAGCUACCUGCCACAUCUGCAAGGUUACUUUCCGACGUCUGACGUCACUCUCCACACACCUGGAUAAUGCACAUUCGCCACCCCUCUGCAGAAAGUGCCAUCAGUCUUUCAGUAAUGUGUGGGAGUUGAACAAGCACGCAGAGACGCUUUGCAUGGGCUCAGCGCCAUUUCAAGAAGCCCCCUCUCUGACUUCUGCGGUCAUAUGUCAGAGUCAGAACAGUGACAGCCUUGCUAAUAAGGUGACUGCACAGCAAAGCGCAGACUCAGUGCUACGUGACUCAGAGUCAGAAUCAAUGCGUCGAGACAGAUUUGAGAUGAGGCCUGCCACAUCUGAAAACAGCGUGGAAUAUAUAGUGGGUGAAGAUGAUAAAGAUAUUGAAAGUCCCCAUGAAACCGGUUGGGAGGAGGAGGAUGACUCAACAAGCUCUUACACUGAUGAUGAGAAUGAAACGCGCUCUGAGCCUGCGGACAUGUGUUCAGAUGAUCCAGAAUCAGAUGGUGACUCGAACUCAUGUGCGACUGAUUGUUCCAGUGACUCUUCCAACAGUCCACACUCUAAAAAAACACCAGCAACCCUCCAUAAUGUUGAUAGUUCAGUUUGUUCUGCAUGUGGCAGAGGGCCAUUCAGGUCACUUAAGGUCCAUUUGCUGCACUGUAGUGGUAUAAGGGUAAAAUAUCAGUGUUCACUGUGCAAGAUGCUUUUCCCAACGGAGACGUCACUUAACCAACACUACAUGCCUUUGUACUCCUGUGACAUCUGUGGCCAGGUUUUCUCUCUCGACCACUCGUACAAUCAACACCAGUGUCCCAAGGGUGGCAACUCACCCACCAUCUUCUUUUGCACUGAGUCGAUGCCAAAAGUAUGUAACAUAUGCAGAUCUUUUUUUACCUCGGAGAAAACAUUGUUAAACCAUGUCGCCAGAGUUCACACGUCAGUGUCCAGCACCAAGUUGUCCAUUAUUACCAAUCCGUCUGCAUUGACUAAUAAAAAGCUUUCACCAGGUGUCUCUGGCACAGCUGCCCGGUCAGCCACCAGUAGUUCUGGGCACGUCCUGGUCUCUAGCAGUGCUACAUGUCAAAGUCCCAGUGCAGUCAAACAGGUCGUUAAUGGAAAGCUCUCUGUUGGCCAAAACUAUGCUGGGACCCUGUCCACUGUUGUGAAGUCCAGCCCUUCCUGUCUUUCAACAUCCUCUUUCCACAAAGGCAGACCCCCUGCCCCGACAUGCAUGACUUCUGCUGCUGGACCUGUUCGAUCAGGUCAUCCGACCAACCAGCCUUCACGUCUUUCUGCACCAUUGUUUUUCCCUCCUAGUGCCACUGACACAACUCCAGUCACCCCAGUCUCUCACCCUGUCUCCCCACCAAUUCCUACUAUUAUGGCCAUGUUUGAGAAUGACAGCCAAGAGGUGGCUUUGAUGAAACGUAUGAGCACAGGCUGGCGUUCCAAGGCCCCUUACCCCUGCAGGCAGUGUGGUGCGGUCUUACGGCAGCCCUCCUUCAUCAUCAGCCACCGCUACCUCCACAGAGGCCGCCGCUCACACCGGUGCCAGUGCGGCCGAGCCUUUAAGCACCGGCUACACCUCCUGCGACAUUGUGUUCAGCAUGCUGAGGCCAUGAGCUACAUUUGUGUCAACUGUGGGGAGAGUUUCACAGGAGCAAAACUCUUAGCUGAGCACAUGAAGGGCAAAUCGCAGAAGAAAUCCAGUUCUUCAGGACAUACUUGGAAACGGAGAGUAAAGAGAAAAUGCAAAAUGCCCUUUACAUGUGACUGUGGACAACUGUUUUUUAGACCCUCUGCUUACAUAUGGCAUCAACUUAAAAACAAGACAAAAACCAAACAAUGGAAGAAGGUGGCUUUGAUGAGCACGGGCUGGCGUUCCAAGGCCCACAAACAAAGAGUUUAAUCAAAGGGGAUUUUUUUUUUUUUUUUUUUUUUUUUUUUUUACACACUGAUUGUCGCAUUUCUUUGUAAGAUGUAUUGUGUUCACAAGUGACAAAAUCAAAGCAAAAUCAUAUGCACAUUCAGUCUUAAUGGCUUUUAAUUAUAAGCAUGUCCUGGAUAGUUGUUAACAUGGUUUUUGUGCAAAUGAUACACAGUAAACAGGGUUAGAAACUCCUCUUUUGUUCUUCUUUUGACAACAUACCAGAAUACAAAUAAACCCACAAGGAACUUUU
Molecule: messenger RNA, 2440 nt
Organism: Thunnus maccoyii (southern bluefin tuna)
Lineage: Eukaryota; Metazoa; Chordata; Actinopteri; Scombriformes; Scombridae
Product: zinc finger protein 585A
Exons: 2
Coding region: 115-2169 (684 amino acids)
Biological process (GO): regulation of transcription by RNA polymerase II
Cellular component (GO): nucleus
Molecular function (GO): DNA-binding transcription factor activity, RNA polymerase II-specific; RNA polymerase II transcription regulatory region sequence-specific DNA binding
Source: RefSeq, a predicted model, not a curated record